Messenger RNA from Aspergillus ochraceoroseus IBT 24754, 1102 nucleotides. RefSeq names its product translin family protein. The record is from RefSeq and is a predicted model, not a curated record. Gene Ontology annotation, cellular component: nucleus; cytoplasm. Bases 38 to 895 code for a protein of 285 amino acids. The transcript is spliced from 3 exons. Gene Ontology annotation, molecular function: sequence-specific DNA binding; RNA binding; RNA endonuclease activity. Lineage: Eukaryota; Fungi; Ascomycota; Eurotiomycetes; Eurotiales; Aspergillaceae.
CUUACAAAUUCGCAUUCGAAUCACCCCUUUCCAUCCCAUGGCCGGAACCAAACGCUCUUGGGAAGGCCUACCACUUCGCGACGAUCCCAAAUCACAAAUCCCCACAAACACAAUGGCCGAACCUGCGACACACAUCCUCUCAAUGUUCGGGACCUUUCGCGACGAGCUGGAUGGCCACCACGACCGACGCGAGCGACUGAUUAAAACAAGCCGUGACAUAACAGCACUGAGCAAGAAAAUCAUAUUCUCCCUGCAACGGGUCCGAGCAACUAACACGCCCAUCCCCCCCUCUAUCGCCAAAGAAACCCAGUCCCGGUUUACCCAGAUCCUCGAGCUCUUCCGCGCCGUCGUCCCAGACGUCAAGGGCCUGAACAGCUGGCGAUACCUGCGGCAACUUAGUCCCGGGAUCCAAGAAUUCAUCGAAGCCUUCUCCUUCCACCACUAUCUACAAACACAAACGGUCAUCACGCUCGAGCAAGUCUCCGGCUAUCUUCCACGUGAGAUCCUGGUUACGGAUGAAGACUAUAUGAUGGGGUUGUUUGAUUUGACGGGGGAGAUUAUGCGGUUUGCUGUGACGUCGCUUUCGGCUGGCGGGCAUACAUCUUCGACAGAUGCAGAGACAGAGUCAGAGUUGGGGCUACGAAACCUCCCCCGACUGCCCGCUUCACAAGCCGGGGUUGUUCGCGAUCUCCGUGAGAUGCGUGCGCAGUUUGAAUCACUAAGCAUUCCACGUCGGCAUAAUAUGCUCCGCGAUUUCGGGAAGAAGGAGGAUGUAAUGCAGACUUCUGUGGAGAAGGUGGAGCGUGCGGCUUAUGGGAUUUUGGUCCGUGGAAGUGAGCGGCCGGCUGGAUGGGCGCCGGACUUGUCGGCUCCCAUUGAGACGGAGAUAUAUUAAUCUCUUGAGGUAUUGACCGAGUAUAGCUCCGGAGCGUCUGUCUCUGGUUUACUUGUUUCCAGGGACCAUCGUAUGUUAUGAAAUUCAUGGAAUGUAGAAAUCAAACCAUCCUCCUAGUUACGUUACGUUACGUUAUUAUACUUACUCAAAGCUAAAUAUCCCAGAACGCCCUGUCCAAUUCAUCCCAUCAUGUCGAUUCAAUCCAUC